This is a messenger RNA of Leguminivora glycinivorella, 1747 nucleotides long. RefSeq lists its product as uncharacterized. Bases 496 to 1356 code for a protein of 286 amino acids. NCBI's taxonomy places the organism in Eukaryota, Metazoa, Arthropoda, Insecta, Lepidoptera, Tortricidae. The transcript has 3 exons. The record is from RefSeq and is a predicted model, not a curated record.
GCCAUUUGGAUGAAUUGAGCGGCAAUCUAAAAACUAAGCCAUUAUGGGUUAUUGUUUGUAAGUUAGAGUCAAGUUCGUAACAUAGCUAAUUUAGACAGUUCACACGCUAAGGGGAGCACCGAGUUCGAAUGUUAACCGCUAUCAAAAUGGUGUAAUAUUGUCAUGAAUUGUGGGUGGGUUCUGUUUACAAAAGAGAUUUCAGACAGAAAACAUCAUUCGUUUGCUCAAUCAUUAUUGUUGGCGCUAAUAGCUGAUAAACGUAUCUUUUUAACACCUGCCUAGUGCCUAUUUAUGGCAUUUUCACACAAGCGCCACUAUAAAUCAUCACAAGUUGCAGAAUUCCGUAGAUGUAGUUGAUCAUGAGAACUAACAGACACAGAUCAUUGUCAGGACAUCCCCUAUUCCGCAGUAUCCAACACAUUUAAUCAGAGUUAUCGCAUAGUCUCAUAUAUUAAGUGGAGGAAUUAUCAAACCGUUAUUAAACGCACAGCCGCCAUGAAAGCGUUCCCGUGUGUUGGUGGAAUCAUCUGCAUCGCGCUUGCGAGCGGGAUUUUCAGUCCCGCUGUAGGGUUUGACAAAAGUGACGGACCUUUAAACAGCACCAGUAAAUUGUACCAAACUGGCGUCGACUCGGGAAUAAUAAAUCCCGAAAAAUAUUCAUUUCAGUCAUUUCUGAAAGAUGAACAGAAUAUCUUUAGAGACUUGUUCGGGGAAUACAUUGCAAUGAAUGAUACUGAGCCGAUUAAUUACGAAGAGUGGCUCGUUUUAAAUAACUUUGGAAUUCUGCCCGAUACACAGGAGUCUUUGUUCGCGAGGAAAAUAACGAAGCGCAGUACGGCGGACAACAAGAGACGGUUCGUCAAUACCGUUCGGAAGGGGGACAUAUUGAUUACUGGUCGGGGCAUCGGCGGUCUGAUCGGGCACGCUGCGAUCAUGACUACAGAUACCUGGGUCUUGGAAAUGCCAGGCGGCAGAGGCUGGCAGAACGGAAUCAAAGACAAUAAUAGACAAAUUACGAAACAUAAGUGGUUUGACCAGCACGCGUCAGAUUGGACAACAGUGCUGUAUCGCUGCCCUGAUCGUGCGGCUGCUAACGGAGCGGCCGUGUGGGCUGAUCACACUUACUACAACCCUUCAGGCGGCGCCAAAAAGACUAAACACAUAACUUACCUUAUAACUCCUGACCUGCGAAGUACGAAUCCCAGUUAUUGUUCCAAGCUGGUGCUGCAGGCUUAUUACUAUGGCACGGGGAGAAAACUAGUUCUGGAUUUGUCUGGAGUAGGGAUUGUCGUGCCAUCUACUAUACCAACAUUUUUCAAAAAUGGCUAUAAGUUAGUUAAUAAGGGUAAAUAUUAGGAGACCAAGAUUUUAUACAUACCAUUCAAAAGUAACUAUUAUAUAAUAAUUAUAAUUAUUACUGUUUUCUUUUGUCAUUUGUAUUUGAUUUUCUUAUUAAGACAACUUUUAGUGCAAGCAAAAUAUAUAUUUUAACCUAAUCGGUCCAUUAAGUAUAUUUUUCUACAAAGUGCACAUUGCGCAUCCAUUUAAUUAACGAAAUAGGCAUGCACUUUUGUAGCUCGUCAGCAGCAUGGAAUACACUGUGACAACCGAAGCGCCAAAAAUACCGGAACAUAUUGGCAUUCUGAGCAUAUUGGCUGUGAUCCUCUAAAAUUACCUGCGUAAUCCUAAAAAAAAAACAUUUCUCCGAGUUUGGUUUUUUAAGUAACUAUUAUUUUCAAUGCAUUAU